Molecule: messenger RNA, 2087 nt
Organism: Cataglyphis hispanica
Lineage: Eukaryota; Metazoa; Arthropoda; Insecta; Hymenoptera; Formicidae
Product: BTB/POZ domain-containing adapter for CUL3-mediated RhoA degradation protein 3
Exons: 4
Coding region: 285-1199 (304 amino acids)
Biological process (GO): protein homooligomerization
Molecular function (GO): protein binding
Source: RefSeq, a predicted model, not a curated record
CAUAAUAGCGAUAGCUUCACGAUAAUGAGCAGUAAUGAUUGAGAAAAUGGAGCGACGUGCGGAUACGUUGAGAUCCGCGUCUUUUUCGCUUUUUCCAUGUCAGCGAAUAUAAAGCUUAUCGAUCGUUUAUCGAUGCUAUAUCGAGCAUACUCGUGAACCGCGCAUCGUCACGUCAUUUCAUCGCGAAAGUUUCCUUAGAUAUCUGUCAGUUAUAUACACACACGCAGCGUCUGUGAUUAUAUCGACAAAAUCGAUAUACGGUUCCUCGCGCGUCGUCGCGUCAAAUGUCAGUACUCGGCCUCGGCUCUGCCAGGUUGUGUCGUCAAAAGUUCGUUAUGUCGGGCGAGCACAAGUCGAUAAUUAAUCCCUCGAAGUAUAUCAAAUUGAACAUCGGAGGCUCACUCCAUUAUACCACACUAGGCACUUUGCAAAAGCACGAUACUAUGCUACGUGCUAUGUUUAGCGGUCGCAUGGAAGCGAUCACUGACCCCGAAGGUUGGAUAUUGAUCGAUCGGUGCGGCAAACAUUUCGGGACAAUUUUGAAUUUUUUACGGGACGGUUCAGUUCCAUUGCCGGAAAGUACAAAGGAAAUGGCAGAGUUAUUAGCUGAAGCAAAGUACUAUUGUAUCAGUGAGUUGGCUGAGUCGUGUGAACAAGCGCUUCUUCGGAAAGAGCGUGAAGCAGAACCCAUCUGCAGAGUCCCCCUCAUUACUUCUCAGAAAGAAGAACAGUUACUCAUAAGCAGUACUACUAAGCCUGUAGUCAAGCUGCUCAUUAAUAGGCAUAACAAUAAAUAUUCCUAUACGAGUACAUCAGAUGACAAUCUAUUAAAGAACAUAGAAUUAUUCGACAAAAUGUCACUUAGAUUCAGUGGUAGAGUGUUAUUCAUCAAAGAUGUCAUUGGUUCAAGUGAGAUUUGCUGUUGGACAUUUUAUGGACAUGGUCGUAAAGUGGCAGAAGUCUGCUGCCAUUCGAUCGUCUAUACAACUGAUAAGAAGCACACAAAGGUUGAAUUCCCGGAAGCUCGAAUAUACGAAGAAACAUUGAACAUUUUGUUAUAUGAGCAUCGAAAUGGUCCAGAUCAGGAAUUGAUGCAAGCGACGUCCUCGCGUGGUGUGGUACCUUGCACGUCCGACGAAGAGGAGGGUGAGCGUUCAGGCUUGGCUCGCCUUCGUUCCAACAAACAAAACACCAACUGACCCAGUCUUGUUCUCCUCAGUCCACCGCAUACCGCAAUUCUCAGCGUCGUUCGUUCUUUCAAAACACGAAUCAAUAUAAAAUAAGAUAAAAUAUGAAGUAUACCGAGCACAAACGCUAUAUGAUAUUUGGUUAUCAUCUAUCGUUUGAGUCUCUUUUUUUCUUUUUCCUUUUCGUCCUGUGCGUGGAACACUAGAGGAAAACUAGAGUUAAACUUUGAUCAGACUAUCAUCUCGAUACAUUUCUCUUACAUCACAACCUUAAUUUUGAGCAAUUAUAUGCUCUGAUUGUUGAAAACAUCUGUAAGAAAACACUCAUUGACCCCGUUAUUAACGUAAAAUGGAAUGACAAAUUUGUCUAAGUUUUUUCGUCUUUGCUAUACUUGCUAUAUAAGCGUAUUUAUAAAUGUAUAUAAAUGUGCGAAUAAGAGAGAAUGGCAUCUUUUAUUAAUUUCAUUCUAUAAAUCAUAUAAAUGUAAACGCCCUAUGCAUUUACUAUUCAUGUGCCAAAUUGUUAUAUUAAAUCUACAACAGGAAUAAGUCCAAGUUGCCAUUCUGCGACUGAUAAAAUUAUUUAUGAAUUUAUACUCUAUAACAACUUUUAAGCAGUCAUUUAGAUUAAUCAAAUUUAUGAAAAGAUUUUUGUGAAAACUAGAACUGUGUUGUUACCUGUUGUGUAAGUAUUAUUAUUUUAUUAUUCUCAUUUCUCAUUAUCAUUAUCAUUGUGUUAUCAUCGUCAUUAUUGCAUUAUUAUGAUUAAUUGUCAUAAUUAUUAAUUAUUAUUAUUACUUCUUCCUACAUCAUUAUCAUUACAGUAAAUCUCUCUUGUGUUUAUAUAUAUUUUCUUAUAAAUUUGCAUAAUUUGAUAUUUCAAUAAAUGAUUAAAAUAUA